Messenger RNA from Eubalaena glacialis (North Atlantic right whale), 786 nucleotides. It is a transcript of the gene KLK11, whose product is annotated as kallikrein related peptidase 11. The record is from RefSeq and is a predicted model, not a curated record. Gene Ontology annotation, molecular function: serine-type endopeptidase activity. Gene Ontology annotation, biological process: proteolysis. Lineage: Eukaryota; Metazoa; Chordata; Mammalia; Artiodactyla; Balaenidae.
GGGGCCUGCCCUCCCCCCCUCCAGGCUAUGAUGAUUCUGCAAUUAAUCAUGUUUGCUCUGGUGACAGGGCAUAUAUGGGGAGAGACCAGGAUCAACAAAGGCUAUGAGUGCUCUCCUCAUUCCCAGCCGCCCUGGCAGGUGGCUUUGUUCCAGAAGACACGGCUGCUCUGUGGGGCGACCCUUAUCGCCCUCAAAUGGCUCCUGACAGCAGCCCACUGCCACAAGCCAUGGGUCUGAUAUGUAGCUCAUCUGGGAGAACACAAUCUCCAGUGACGGGAUGGCUGUGAGCGCACCCGAGCAGCCACUGAGUCCUUCCCCCACCCAGACUUCAGCAGCAGCCUGCCCAACAAAGCCCACUGCAAUGACAUCAUGCUGCUGAAAAUGGCGGCCCCAGCCUUCAUCAUCUGGGCUGUGGGACACAGUGUGUAAUCACACUGUGUCACUGCUGGCACCUGCUGCCUCAUUUCCGACUGGGGCACCACGUCCAGCCCCCAGUUGCACCUUCCCCAUACCUGGUGAUGUGCCAACAUCACCAUCCUCCAGCACAAGGGGUGUGAGGACGCCUACCCUGGGAACAUCCCAGACACCAUGGGAUGUGCCAGCGUUCGAGAAGAGGGCAAGGACUCUUGCCAGGGUGAUUCUGGGGGCCCACUGGUCUAUAAUGGGUCUCUUCAAGGCAUCAUCUCCUGGGGCCAGGAUCCAUGUGCUGUCAGCAGAAAGCCCAGGGUUUACACAAAGGUCUGCAAAUAUGUGGACUGGAUCCAGAAGACUAUAGAGAACAAUUAG